This is a messenger RNA of Salpingoeca rosetta, 2166 nucleotides long. Its product is annotated as DUS4L protein. Bases 94 to 1770 code for a protein of 558 amino acids. Gene Ontology annotation, molecular function: flavin adenine dinucleotide binding; tRNA dihydrouridine synthase activity. The record is from RefSeq and is a predicted model, not a curated record. The transcript has 12 exons. Lineage: Eukaryota; Choanoflagellata; Craspedida; Salpingoecidae. Gene Ontology annotation, biological process: tRNA processing.
ACACACACAUCUACACACACACACAUCUACACACACACACGCACACAUCUACACACACCCACACACACACACACACACAUCCACAAAGCAGAUAUGAUUGGACGAGAUCGCGAGCGUGUGGAUAUUGGCGCCCUGUUUAGGGACAGAGCGUCCCAGGGCGACUUUGUGCGCAUCUGUGCGCCCAUGGUCCGCUACUCCCAGCUCGCUUUCCGGCAUGUCGUGCGACGACACGGCGUGGAUGUGGCGUUUACGCCAAUGAUUGUGUCAGACUCCUUUGUCCAGAGCUGGCGCGCGAGGGAGGCCGACUUUGCCACAAGCACCCAGGACGAGCCUGUUGUGGCGCAGUUUGCGGCCGCAAAUGCCCGCGACUUUGCUCACGCAGCUGCUCUCAUGGCCCCCUACGCCGACGCCAUUGACUUGAACUGCGGCUGCCCACAAAAAUGGGCCAUGCAGGAUGGGCUUGGUUCGCACUUGGUGUCGAAGCCGGAGUUGGUGGCAGAUAUGGUAAAGCAGGCGCGUGCACUGAGCGGAAUUCCCGUGUCCAUCAAGAUCCGCUUGCGAAACACGACAGCAGAAACGGUGGAGCUGUGUCGCCGGGCAGAGCAGAUGGGCGCAGCGUGGAUCAGCGUGCAUGGGCGGUCACCAAAGGAACGCCGCUGCCCCGUGCAUUAUGAUGAGAUUGCGGCUGUGAAGGCUGCGAUGAACGUUCCCGUUGUGGCCAACGGGGACGCCUUCUCGCUGGAUGACGCUCGCAUGAUCGUUGACAAGACAGGCGCGGAAGUGUCAUCCACUGUGAUGAAGCAUAUGCAUCAGCUUGAAGUUGCUGUUGAGGCGAAGGGUCAACCCUCUCAUGUGGGUUCCCAGUUCCAGGAGCCACUGGAGCGUAUCGAAGAACAACUGCGCGAACUUGAGCAACGGACGUUGAGGGACAUGACCAAGCUCCGAGAGACAAUGAAGAAGGACCGGACGGCAAUCGUCAUGCGCGUUGACCACCUUCGCAAGAGCGUCGAUGCCAUGGACAAGCAACAGAGCGAGACGGCAGGAGGGCUGCAGGCACUGAACGAGUGGCGAACAGCAAUCACACCGCAGAUCGACACCCUCCUCCGCAAUGCCAGUGCACCGCACCAAGCACCCAUGUCUGCCCAAUCAGGCUCCAUGCGCGAUGUGCAUGCCGCUCAGAGCGGCGUACCCCAGGAUCGACUGUUGCGCCUUGAACGCGGCCUGAAGAAGGAGAUGGACGAUCGGAUCAACCCUCUUAUCAAGAACAUGUACGACUCGCAAAAGGCGGGAGAAGACCAGCGCACAAUUGUCCUGCAGGAACUCCGUGACAUUCGGACCCGCCAGGAAGACGCAAUUGCCGACGUCGUUGAUCGUAUGAGGAGCGAGUUCACCAUCAUGCUCGCAAACGUUCGCAACAGCGCCGAUGAUGCUAAAGGGACGGCGCAAGCGGUUGCCAUGUCGACGCAAGACCAAAUCACUGAACUGCGAAAGACACUGGAACCUGGUCUACGCACGUGUGCUGAUGAUGUGGAGCACCUCAAACUGACCACCCGCGAUUUCUCCUCCCGCAACAAUCUGGUUUGGGGCAGUGUUGGGGAGCUCAAGCAAGAGCUUGAAGCGUCCAAGCGUAAAGUGGUUCAUCUUGAACGCUCAGUGGCGCAACUUAAGGAUGUGAUCAAGGAUCUACUCUCGCGCCUCUUUGACCGCCACAUCAGACCUUUGCAGCAGAAAGUCGACGCAAUCGCCAAGGCAAUGCAUCAUGCCCGCUGACCCACACCAGUUCAGGCCGUCCGUUGUUGCUGCCGCGUACAUGCCCCAACCCCUUAUUGCACCUCCUUCCCCGCGUGCUGACUUUGCUUGCGGCGUGCUGGCCCUCGUUUCAUGGUCGCGCCACUGUUGCUGUUGUCGAUCAACACAUACAUACACCUGAUGAACGCAAUGACACCAUCGACCUUGCACACACACACACACACUCUCUCUCUCUCUCUCUCUCUCUCACACACACACACACACACACACUCACAGACAUACGCACUCACUUACGUACACAUACACGCACACUCACUCAGUCAGUGUGGCUAUCGCAUUAUCUUCACAUGAGCAACUCUGUAAUCAAUGAGAACAAAAACGAAAGAAAGAGCUGUGAACAAAACCAAAGUGACAUGA